AUGGCCAGCCUGCGUCGGGCAGCCUUCGACAUUGGCUCGGGCGCGACCAAGCUCGUGAUUGCCGAUGUCAUUGAAGGAAGUAUCCAGGAGCUCUUCGCAAAAGAAGUUCCAGUGCCGUUUGCGGUUGACUGGAAGCAGUCUUCUGAUGGGAGCUUGAGCAGCGCCAUCCAGGAGCAGGGUGUCUCCGUGCUCCGGAGCCUGCUGCAGGAGUGCGAAGACCGAUCGGUGGCCGUCCAUGAACGCGUCGCUGUUGCGACGGAGGUUUUCCGAAAGGCCAGCAAUGGAAAAGCUUACCUCGAACGCGUGUUCGCUGAGCUGGCUCUUCCAGUUCGAGUGCUGUCGCAGGACGAGGAAGCAGAGCUGGGGUUUCGAACUGCAGCGGCGCUCGCGAGAAGUGGGGACAGCACCAUCUGUUGGGACUCUGGAGGCGCCAGCUUUCAGAUUACCACCCGGGCCCGAGCGGGGGCUCUGGAGACUUACCUCGGAUGCUUGGGCACGGGCGUGGUCACAUCCAUGCUGGUGGAAAUUCAGGGCCACAGCUUCGCCGAGACUCCCUCACCCAAUCCCGUCAGAGCAGAACAUGCGGAGCAACUGUUAUUGGAUCUGAAGCGAAUGCUUCCUGCUACGCCCAGCUGGUUGCGGCACGGCAACGUCGCAGCGAUCGGUGGUCCAAAUUCCAUGUUCUGUGUGGCCUGUGAGGCUUUGGGCAUGGGCCUUUCGGAGCGGUCAAAAGAAGUUUCGGCGCAAGACGAGAGCAGUUCAUGCCAGUUCACCAUGACUGCCCCGGCGAUCCGUGACGUUAUGCUGGGUGUGAUCGGAAAAAGCGACGACGAGCUGUUGCAAUACCCGUUUUGUCAAGGCGAGCUGCGGGAGCCUCCCGCUUUUAUUCUUCCCAAGCUCCUCCUCCUUCUCGCUGUGAUGGAGCAUUGUGAGAUGGAGAAAGUUUUCUUCUACAAAACCAUAGGGUCGUGCCCAGGCAUGCUCAUCAGCGACGAGAUGAUCUUCGCGCGAACAUGUGCCAGGAAGGGCGCCAAGGUCGUCAUGCUGAACCGGAGCUCCCACCGGGCGGACGAGGCCUUUCAAGGCCUCAGGGACUUGGCCAAGGAAUCCAAGGCGCCAGAGCCCCUGAACGUCCCCUGCGACCUCAUGAGCUUCAAGAGCGUGCGCUCUGCCGCCGAGAAGUUACAAGCAGAGCUUGGGCAAAGCGGACUCGACGUCCUCUGCAACAACGCAGGCAUCAUGGGCUUCGGUGACAAGGCAACGGAAGACGGCUGUGACGUGCAGAUGCAGACGAACCAUCUCUCCCACUUCCUCCUGACAUGCCUGUGCAUGCCCCUACUCGAGAAGGCGGCAUCCUUGCGCGGCGAGGCCCGCGUGGUCAAUCACUCCAGUGCUGCCCGCGCGAUGGAUGGAAUUGAAAACAAGCUCCAGGAGAAGUAUCUGGGAAAGAACGGUGGGAAUCUGGGUGGUGACAGCGACACCAUGUUCAAGGGCGCGAACUUCGAACGAUACCAGCAGAGCAAGCUUGCCAAUGUGGUUUUCACCUAUGCCCUCCACGAUCGCCUGCAAAAGGCUGGGUCCAAGGUCAAGAGCCUAGUGGCCCACCCGGGCGUCGCUGCGACUGAGCUGGCCCAGGGCACCGUCCAAGCAGGAGGUGCCAACGACUUCGGCAGCACUCCCAAGUGGAUCGGCAGCAGAAUGAUCAGCUUCAUGGGCCAGUCGGAGGAGGAUGCCACUGUCGGAAUUCUGCGGAACGCCUGCGAUCCGGAAGCCAAGUCGGGCGAGUUUUAUGGCCCUCUGGGAAAAGGUGGUGCCACGGGAACUCACGAUACCUCCGAGUACAACGGACCGGUUGGGCUGCUCAAGAAGGAGCCCCUCGCUGACGAAGUCGCCCAGAGCAUGCUGUGGGCCGCUAGCGAGGCCACGACUGGCAUCAAGUUCGACGGCCUGUUUGGCAUCCCCAGCUAUUGGAAGCUCGUCUUCACGGGACACAGCCUCGGUGCUGCCCUAGCGAUUCUGGCCGCCACAAUGGCCGAGGCGGAAUCCUGGCCUCGCCUCCCCGACGCGGUCAUUGCCUUUGCUGCGCCUCGUGUCGGGGACAAAGGGCUCAGCACCUUGGGCAUCGAGUCAUCAGAGUUGUUUACAUUGUGUGCAAAGCAAGUUUUAUCGAAAGCGGUUUCAUAA
Molecule: messenger RNA, 2184 nt
Organism: Symbiodinium sp. CCMP2592
Lineage: Eukaryota; Dinophyceae; Suessiales; Symbiodiniaceae
Source: the annotation of a GenBank genome assembly